Monodelphis domestica (gray short-tailed opossum) is the source of this 9321-nucleotide messenger RNA. RefSeq names its product chemerin chemokine-like receptor 1 (gene CMKLR1). Lineage: Eukaryota; Metazoa; Chordata; Mammalia; Didelphimorphia; Didelphidae. Gene Ontology annotation, cellular component: plasma membrane. Gene Ontology annotation, biological process: phospholipase C-activating G protein-coupled receptor signaling pathway; complement receptor mediated signaling pathway; inflammatory response. Gene Ontology annotation, molecular function: complement receptor activity; G protein-coupled receptor activity. The record is from RefSeq and is a predicted model, not a curated record.
UAAUAGAGAAAAUAAUAGGUUUGGUGUCGUGGGACCUGGAUUCAAAUUCUGACGUAAGAGCUUACUACCUUUGCACAAAUCACCUGAUCUCUAUGGAUAGACCUCAGUUUCUUCCUCUGUCCAAUGUGGGGAAGUGUGAGGAAUGAACUCCAAGAUUCCUCCCAUCUCUGGAUCCUUUGACUUUGACAUGAUCUCCCCCAUUCCCCUCAUUUUACAGAGGCGCAGUCAGAGGUGAUGCCCUGCCACAUAUCACAUAGCAAAGACUUAGACCCCUGAUUUCCUACCUCUCUCACCCUGGCCCUGGCACAUGGGCUCUAACAUUGUAAAGUUUCAGUUUCAGAGUGGGAAGUGCCAGAUCAAAACAUCGGUGGUUUCCCAGUUUUGCCAAGGGCUGGGCCUGGCUUCCUCAUUCUUUGUCCACCCAGUUCUGGCCGGGUCUGCGCCCAUAGCAGCUGGGCAGGGUGCUUCCCAAUCUCCAGGCUGGGGAGGCUCCUUAGGGAUCCUGCUUCAGUUUUCCCUCUUGGUCUCUGCCUUUCCCACCCUCUCCAUUCCAUUCUCUGACUCUUCCCCUACAAUCCCACCCACACUAUGGCCAAAUUACAAAUAAGAAUUGAGAACAAAUGAGAGCUUGAGAUUCAAGGAGGCUGAUGGGGAGCAGAUGGGCUGCGGCAGGACUGUAGCCCCUUCCCUCUGCUCCCUCCUCUCUAAGAACACAGCUUGGCACAGUCAACAGGGGGGUAUGGGGUGUCUAGAGUUCAGGAAUGAGGAUUCCUAGAAUCCAAGAUUCCCAGAAUAUCAGAAUAUCAGUGAGGGGGGCAGCUGGGUGGCUCAGUGGAUUGAGAGCCAGGCCUAGAUAUGGGAGGUCCUGGGUUCAAAUUUGAUCUCAGACACUUCCCAGCUGUGUGACCCUGGGCAAGUCACUUAACCCCCAUUGUCCAGCCUUUCCCACUCUUCUGCCUUGGAACCAGUACACAGUAUGGAUUCCAAGAUGGAAGGCGAGGUUUAAAAAAAACAAACAUAGAAAGUGAGAGCCAAGAAGGAUCUGAGAACAGGGAAUGUCAGAGCAAAGAGGGGCUUAGAACAUGGGCUGUUAGAGCUGGGAAGAAGUUUAAAUAUCAUUUUAUACCCAAAGAAGCUUUGGGAAAGUCAUAACCUCACUGGGCCUCAGUUUCCUUCCCAGGAGAAUGAACAGUUUGGCCCAGAGGAGGACCGUGACACCCCCAAAGUCACAAGCAGAAAGGAGGUGGGGAUGGGGGAGGUUGGACACCAGAAGUCCAGGAAGCCUGUAGCCCACUCAGGCCCCUUCCUGAAUCCCCUUCCUCCCCAAGAACUCUCAGGAAGAACACGCUGAGAUGAAAGUGCUCCAGCCUGGGCCUCUGUCUCUUUGGCUCCUGCCAAGCCUGGCUUGUUUCACGUUUUGGCCAGAGCUGGGGAGGCCAGUGGAGCCUCCCUCCGCUCUUGUUCUCAGCCUCCCUCUUUGUUUCUCUGUGCCUGAGGGACAGGUAGGCUUCACCACAGCAUCCAAACUGCAGCCCUGACUGGGCUGGGCGCCCACUCCCAGGACGUCCACUUACAGCUCUCUCUGACUCGGGCUUUUCUGGGUGACUAAUGACUGCUGCUCCCACAUCUGCUUGGCCCUUCAGAGUUUACGGAGUCCUGGUCUCCUUCCCUUUGUCUCAUUUAAGCCCUUGAGGGGUCCAGGAAACUAGAAAUGGCCAGAAACAUUAUCCUGAUGGGAAAGAUGAGGAAACCAGGGCUCACACUGGGGCUCAGCUUCCUACUUCAUCAAUGUUUUGUCUCCUACUGGGGUUGUGAGGACGGGACUGGUGAAGGUACGACCUGUGCUAUUUUCUCCCAGGCAAUUCUCCAAGAUGACAAGUUUGCCUCCUUUUCUUUUGCCUCCAGAUAGAGAGUUGGUUUGGUUUUGUUUUUUUACACAUUGAAGGUUUGUGCAAUCCUGUGUAGAUGAAGCCCAGGGCGCCAUUUUCCCAAGAACAUGUGCUCACAUCCUGUCUCUCUGUCACAUUUGGGAAAUUCACACAAUGUUUCAAAGUUGUUCAUUAUUAUUAUUAUGCCCAUCAUGGUGCCUGGUGAUCAGUGAUCUUUGCCGUUUACCAUGGUCAUUGUUUUGGGGCUCAUCGAACCUUGCCCAUAGGACCAUGAACUUAAUUGAAGGAUGUGCGUGUGUUUGGAUAGCUCCACCAACUGCCCUUCCCCAUCUCUCUCCCUCUCCUCCAGCCUCCCCAUUUCCUAAAACACAAUAUUGAAAUUAGGUCAAUGAAUAACUCUACUGUGGCCUCUAAUAUUCAAGUGAAAGGAAGAGUCAAUCAAUGGGGAAAACUUCAUUAUUGCCUUAUUUGAAAAAAUUGCCCCAGCCUUCAGCAACCACCAACAGUCAACAGCCACCAACAUGGAGGCCAGACACUCUGCCAGUAAAAAGGUUACAACUUGCUGAAGGUUCAAAUGAUGGUUUGCAAUUUUUAGCAAUAAAGUAUUAAAAACAACAACCUCUUAUCUUCUGUCUUAGAAUCAAUAUCGUAUAUUGGUAUCAAGGCAGAAAAGAGGUAAGGGCUAGGCAAUGGGGGUUAAGUGACUUGCUCAGGGUCACACAGCUAGGCAGUGUCUGAAGCCAGAUUUAUACCCAGGACUUCCCAUUUCUACGCAUGGCUCUCAAUCCACAGAGCCACCUACUUGUCCCUAGUAAAGUAUAUGUAAAUUAAGUUUUGUACAUUAUUUUUUUAACCCCUUACCUUCCAUCUUAGAAUCAGUAUUGUGUAUUGGUUCCAAGGCAGAAGAGUGAUGAAGGCUAAGCAAUGGGGCUUGAGUGACUUGCCCAGGGUCAUACAGGGAGGAAGCAUCUGAGGCCAGAUUUGUAUCCAAUCCACUGAGCUACCCAGCUGCCCUGGUACGUUAUUUUUUUAAAAGGCAUAAUACUAUUGUAUACUUAAUAGUCUACAGUGGAGCGCAAAUGUAACUUUCAUAUGCAUUGGGAAACCAAAACAUUUGUACGACUCAGUUUAUUGUGAUAUACAUUUUUUUUUUUUGUGGUAGCCCAGAACCAAACCUGUAGUGUUUCUGAAGUAUGUCUGCACAAGUUAUGAAGGAAUUGCUAUUCUACAUCAGGGGGUAGAAUUUCCAUACCAGGAGUUCCUGACAGGGAAAGUCAUAGAUCUAGACCUCCCCUCCCAUAAAAGAAGGUGACAACUUUUAGCUCCAUUUCAUACCAUCAUAAUUUCCUUAAAGAAGAGACAUUGCUAUGUGGUACAGUGGAUAGAGUAUUGGGCUGGACCCAAGUUCAAAUCCCAUCUCAGAUACUUCCUAGCUGUUUGACCCUGGGCAAGUCAUUUAAAUGCUGCCUCAGUUUCUUCACCUGUAAAGUGGGGAUAGUAAUGGCACCUAUCUUACUCUGUUGUUGUAAAGCUCAAAUGAGAUCAUUUUUGUAAAGCUCUUAGCACUGGACCCAACACAUAGUGGGUGCAUAAUAAAUGCUUAUUACCUUCCCUGAGUUACCCUAAGGACUAUGGGACUGUUCCAUUUGCCUUACGGUUGAAACCUUCAUGUAAGUUGAGUGUCUCACUAGAAUAUGACCAUUUUGAGAGCAGAGCCCAUCUGAUCUUUCUUUUUGUGUCUCUAGCACUUUGCACAUAGUAAGGGCUUAAUGAAUGCUUUGUUCAUUCAUUCAUAUUUACUUGUUUCUCUGUCCCGGAGUCUGUGCCUCACCUAGGUCUCAGUCAUUCCUAUACUGAAGGACUGAGGCUAAUGCUUUUAUCUAAGAUAAAAGGUAAAGCUUUGCUUUCAGAGGAGGGUUAGGGGGUCUGACUCUGCCACAGAUCAGUUAUGUGACCUUGGGACCUUUCACGGCACUUCCUGGCCUCAGUUUCCUUCUCUGUAAAAAGCUGACUGUGGUCUGUCAAUCAGUCAGUCAACAAAUGAUUACCAUGUGCCAGACCCUGAGGCUCUCUGACACUCAUGAGCCCCAAGAAUGGGAGGAAGUAACGGGGCUCUGAGUAUGUGCGUAGCAGUUGCGAAAGCCAUCUGCCUCUAUCUUUUAUUUGGAGCGAGACAGGGACAGAGAAGUGGUAUUGGCAGCUGCAUCCUGUGACUGAGGAGCAGGGGAUGGAGAGGCCGGGGAACCCAACAGGGCUUGGAUCUGCUAAAUCUAGAUCUCCAUCCCUUCGGUGUUAGCAAACCUUUCUCAGCCAGCGGAGACUUCUUGUCACUGUCAUUCUCAGAGUUGUGACGACUUGAUUGGGCUUGGCUGGUCCAUGCUGGAAAAGUCAUAUGGGAAAGUGGCUAUGAUUGGGACAAACUGUGCCUUGAGAUGGCUCAGUGGCUUGAGGGUCCUACAAGAGGUUCCGACUCAUUCCUGGAAUUUUUGUAGUUGAGUCAUCACUGGGCCAGCACAAGGCUCUGAGCCUGAAGACUGAAUUCUGGUCCUGGGUCUGCUACAGAGUGACUGUGCCGCUUUGGAAUGAUCAGCCUGUCUGACAAGCACCAGAGAUGAGGAAGACCUUGAGAAGAGGCAACCAGAGCUAUUUCAGAGUCUCAAACUUUGGGUUUUCUUUGCUGAUUUUCUUUGCACAUUAAGACUUACCCUGCUGCUUUGAACUCAAAGAGAAUGGCUAGUGACGAUUACAACUUCACCGAUGGCUACUAUGACUAUGAUGGUGAUGGAUUUGUCAUAGCUCCUGAAGAGUCAACCCCCAAUGAUGCUGGGGUGGCCAGAAUCUGCUUGGUGGUGAUCUACAGCUUAGUCUGCUUUCUGGGACUCUUGGGGAAUGGCCUGGUCAUUGUGAUCACUGCCUUAAAGAUGAAAAAAACUGUAAACACUGUCUGGUUUCUCAACCUAGCAGUGGCUGACUUUUUAUUCAAUGUCUUCCUCCCAAUUCACAUUGUCAACACAGCCAUGGACUACCAUUGGGUUUUUGGGAAGGCCAUGUGCAAGAUUAGCCACUUUGUGGUGGUCUACAACAUGUACACCAGCGUCUUCCUACUUACCACCAUCAGUUUUGACCGCUGCAUCUCUGUUGUCUUCCCCGUGUGGUCCCAGAACCAUCGGAGCAUCCGGUUAGCUUCCCUUGCAUGUGCAGCUAUCUGGACCUUGGCCUUCUUCUUGGGUUCUCCAUCCUUGAUCUUCCGGGACACAACUAUACAACAGGGCAAAAUUGUCUGUUUCAACAACUUCAGUCUUCUGGCCAAUGUCUCCCACUCCCACCAUUUGCAUUCAGCACAGGUCUCCAUCUCAUACAUGAGGCAUGUGAUGGUGACUGUCACCCGGUUUCUUUGUGGAUUUUUCCUUCCUGUGUUCAUCAUCACAGUGUGUUACCUCAUCAUUGUCUGCAAGUUGAAGCGUAACCGACUGGCCAAAUCCAAGAAGCCAUUCAAAAUCAUCGUGACCAUCAUCAUCACCUUUUUUCUCUGCUGGUGUCCUUAUCAUACCCUGUACCUGCUGGAACUCCAUCACGCCUCUGUGCCAAGUUCUGUGUUCAGUCUGGGGCUGCCCUUGGCCACAGCACUUGCCAUCUCCAACAGCUGCAUGAAUCCUAUUCUGUAUGUCUUCAUGGGCCAGGAUUUCAAGAAAUUCAAGGUGACCAUAUUCUCCAGGCUGGUCAAUGCCUUGAGUGAGGACACUACUGCUCACUCUUCCUACAUGAGUCACAGGAGUAUCACUAAGAUGUCCUCUAUGAAUGAAAGGUCUUCUAUGAAUGAGAGGGAGACUGGAAUGCUCUGAGACUCACCCCAGGACCUCCCCACCCCAUGUCCAGAGACAGGUGCCUCCUUUUGGCUUUGACUCAACCUGGAAACUUCCAAACUACUUAAAGCCAAGGCAAGAAUAUAUCUGACCACCAUAUUUCCACCAAGGUUGAUGAAUCACCUUAAACAGGUGGUUUAUUAAAAUCGUUGAGAGGCAUGAAAGACAUUUUGAGAUGGGGUCCCAAAGGGAUGGAAUUGAGCUCCAUGAAUUCAGGACAUUGACUGGUUGAUCUCCCACCUUUCUGUGGCCUCUGGGUUAAUAGUAUGGAUUGAAGAAACUUGUCAUGUUGAAUACUGGAGCUAGAAAUGAUCUUAAAACAAGAGAAUGUUAAAAUGAAAGGGGACUUGGAGAUCGAUUGUCUUUACAAGAUGGGGAAAAUUAGGCCCAAUGAAGACAUGUGCCUGGUCCAAGGACAUUUGAUGGCAGGACCAGGACUAGAAUUCAGGUCUAAGUUACUGACUGCCUGGCCAUGCAUAUGCUAUUUGGGGGACCAUGAGAUUUCUUUGAACCUUUAAUAAUGAAGGAGUCAAAGAAAGAAUGAAGACAAUCUUUGAGAGAAGGUUCAAUAAAGCUCUACUAGGGGGGUUGGUUGGUUGGUUUUAAAUGCUUCCAGGGAUGGAAUCUUAUUCAGGGGCAUUGUAGGUUCUUCCCUCUUGGUAGUGACCCAAGGAUUUUUAUCUCUGGUGCGGCAUAUUAGUAGCUAAUUUAGCCUGUGUUAAAGACCCCCUGUCCCUCUAUGUAGGCUUGACCCUGUGUCUGAAAUUCACAAAGCAGAAUGUAAGCUCCCUGAGGGCAGGAUUUGUUCCAUUUUUUUUUUUGCACAGCAUCUGUCAUGUUGUAAGUGCUUAAGGAAUGUUUUCUGAAUUGAAUUGCUCCAUCAGAAUAAUAGAAUCUCAGCAGUGCAUAGGACCUCAGAAAGUAUCUAGGAGUGCAGGAUUUUAGAGCUGGUAGGGAUCACCAUUUAUUCAUGUAUUCAUUCAUUCAUUCAUUCAUUCAUUCAUUCAUUCAUUCAUUCAUUCAUUCAAUCAAUCCAUCAACCCAUCAAGCCUAACUGUCUCAUUUUUUUUUUAAAUUUUUUUUAAAACCCUUACCUUCCGUCUUGGAGUCAAUACUGUGUAUUGGCUCCAAGGCAGAAGAGUGGUAAGGGCUAGGCAAUGGGGGUCAAGUGACUUGCCCAGGGUCACACAGCUAGGAAGUGGCUGAGGCUGGAUUUGAACCUAGGACCUCCCGUCUCUAGGCCUGGUUCUCAAUCCACUGAGCUACCCAGCUGCCCCCUAACUGUCUCAUUUUUAUACAUAAGGCAACUGAGGCCCAUUGACUUGCUCAAAUCCCACUAGAAGUAAGUGGUAGAGCAAAGUCAUGUGACUCCAAACCCAGGACUUUCCCCCUAUGCCAUACAGUCUCCUAGUCCAACCUGGACUAGCCAAUUUACUCUAUUCUGCAACAUUUCUAACAAAUAAUCAUCCUUCUUUGGGUUAAAGCUUUGCCUUUAGGAGACCCCUGUUGAACUAUGGAUAUAUUUCCUUGCAGGGAUAGCACAAUAAACCAGGAGGAAUUCAUUCUCAUGACCCCAUAGGCUGAUUUCUCAGACUAAUUUGAAAUGUAGAAAAUAGUGCUCAGGGUGAUAGGGUCUAGGAUGGUGGGAGAGGGCACUUGUACUGGUAGGAGAGAAAGAGGAAGAGGAGGGGAAGGGAAUAGCCUAGUAGCUUAGGACCCAUCCAACCCCAGAGAAGAAAGAUCAGGGUGGGACCCCAGAGUGAAGGGGCACCUAGGCUGAUCGAAAGUGGAGGACUCUGAUGUGCAUUUGGAGGUAAGCACUAAAAGGGAGUUGAGGGUGCUGAAGGGUUUAUGGGAGAGCAUUAAAAACAACUUUGUUAACCUCAUCUCCUCAACUUAGCAGUUGGGCUGGCUCUGCUUCUUCCAGUUCAGAGCCUGUGAUUCUGGUCCAGUGGUAUCUUUUCCUGGGAUGAGGAGAUCACAGAACCACUGAGAGAUCAUCUAGUCCAAUCUAUGCAUCACUGAGAAUCUUCUCUAUAAUAUAAGGACAAUUGGCCAAGCAGCCAUUGCUUGAAGAACUAUAGUGAUGCUCCUGCAGCAGUCCAUUCCAUUUUAGGGUACUUUACCCACUUCACUCAUGACUCAACUCUCAGGACUUCUUUCCCUUGUCCUUACCCCCACUUUUGAGUUCCCUGAUAGGUAUUAUCUUGUCCCUUCAUUGUCAUCCUCCUCCUCAUCUCCACUUUCUAGCGUAUCUGUAUUUCUUAAAAUGAGAUGCACAGCUCUUCUGGAACCUCCCCCACCUACCCUGAGUGUAUUAACAAUUUACCUGUGAGAUCUGAUGUGACAACUAGUACACAGCCCCCAUGUUGCCUCAAAUAACCAUUGCUCACACCCCCGCUGACUCAGUGACUUAUUCCCUGCCUGACAUCUCCUUAAAAUAACCUUGGCAUCUUUGUUUCCUCUUCUGGCUUCUUCAAAAUCUUGAUGUGGGACUUGGAUUGGUUAGAAGGGGAAAAAACUGAAAACUCUUGAAACAUGGAAAGGAAAACCUUUGGGAAUAACACACUUAGAAGUGACAGUUGCUGUAGGGAAGGGUUGUAAAACUGGGAGUCAGUCCCUGGGGAUCAUAGGAUUAUAGAUUCAGAUGGGAAAGGACUUUAGAGACCAACUAGUCCAACUCCCUCAUUUUAUAGUUGAGGAAACUGAGGCCCAGGGAAGUCACAUAACUAAUAUCAAAGGAGGGAGAUGAAUCUAGAUUCUUUUAUUCCAGUGGAAUUAGAGCCGUACUACUUCCUCUCUCUUGCCCUGGGCUCAAAAGGUGGUUGUCACUCAUUUACACUCACAUGGAGGAUUAUAUUUUGUUUCUGGACAGGGGCAACUAAGUGGUAGCUAAGGCACCAAGCCUGGAAUUAGGAAGACCUGAGUUCAAACUAGCCUCAGACACUUAUUAGCUGUGUGCCCCAGGACAAAUCAUUCAACUCUAUUUGUCUCAAUUUCCUCAACUGUCAAAUGGGCUGGAAAAAUAAAUGGCAAACCACUUUAGUGUCUUUGCCAAGAAAACCCCAAGUGGGAUCACAAACAGUUGGACAUGACUGAAAUGUUUGAAUGAUCACAAAAGCUACAUAAAAUCAAGAUAAUGAAGGGCAGCCCUUCCAUCAUUUUAGUAGUGCCCUGUGUUUCAGAUUUUCAAGAGUCUCCCAUGAUGGGCAGGCAUAAAUGAGUUGCUAUCUUCAUUAUGGGAGGGACUACCCAUAUUCCUGAAUAUUGGAGUGAUCAUAGUUUGAAAGACUCAGAGAUGGCUGAAACUGGAAGAGACUAUGGAAAUUCUCCAAUCCUAACUCCUUCAUUUUAUGGAUAAGGAACAGAAGCCAAGAGAAAAGGCACUUACUCAAGGUUACAUGGUUAGGUAGCUGAACUGGGAACUGAACCAAGGUAUCCUGACUUCUAAUCAUCAUCAUAGAAUGUAGGAACUGGAAAAGCCCCUGGGAAUCAUCAAGGCCACAUUAUAACCAGGGAGAACAAGCAGAUUGUCUACUUUUUAAUAAUAAAUCAUGAUUGUUCAUCAA